Molecule: messenger RNA, 1131 nt
Organism: Babesia ovata
Lineage: Eukaryota; Apicomplexa; Aconoidasida; Piroplasmida; Babesiidae
Product: AP2 domain transcription factor AP2IV-1
Exons: 9
Coding region: 1-1131 (376 amino acids)
Biological process (GO): retrograde vesicle-mediated transport, Golgi to endoplasmic reticulum; intracellular protein transport; intra-Golgi vesicle-mediated transport
Cellular component (GO): COPI vesicle coat
Molecular function (GO): DNA-binding transcription factor activity
Source: RefSeq, a predicted model, not a curated record
AUGGCGUAUAUCCCUAUAACGCAAGUGGAUGCAAUACUGCUCCUCGACCAGCACGGGGAGCGCAUUGCGGUCAACUACUAUCCGCAGCACUGCGCGGCUCCUGCGUCUUCAGAUGGAGAAAAAAACUUAUGGGAGGACGUGGCGCGUCAGAGGGUCAUUGAGAAGAGCCUAACCAAGGAGCUGGAGUUGGCAAAAGCACGAGGUAUGAUAAUCGAGGUUAUGUCACACGGUGUUACAGAAGGUGCCUCCGGCAUUCGUAUGAUCGAGGGACACCUCGUGAGCUACUACAUUGCUGCCGAUUUUGCCAUAAUCGUUGUUGGUCCAAGCAAGGAAAACGAAGUUCUGCUCUCGGAGCUAUGCACAACUGUCAAAAAGUGUCUGUUCGCAGUCACCGACGACCAGAUGAAGAAGGAGGUCGUAUGCAACAAGCUGGACUCGGUCUUCCUAGUCCUUGACGACGUUGUCGACGGAGGAAUCAUAAUGGAAUCGGAUCACAACGUCAUAAUACGAAGGCUAAAAGGGAAAUCUGGCGAUUCGUCAGAUCACGUGCCACUCAACCAGCUCUCGGAGCCCGGCCACUGGAUACACCUUCAUCACGUCAACUUCGGCACAAAACGGGUCACGCAAAAGAGAAGGCACAUGCUUAGGCUAAUACACCCCGAGGAGAAGCAUACGAACAAGGAGUUACGUGAUGGGUGGCUCUCCAACGAUGACGCUUUGCCAAAGUCCCUGCUGUGCAACUCCGCAAUAAGGAAACUCGUCUACUCAAACACCGUCGAGGCGCAAAAACUUGCAAGCAAGGUGGAUUGGGACGCAUACAAAUGCAACGUGAGAGGGGUGAGGUGGCAUCCGUCAGGAAGUUGGUAUGUCCAGUUCAACCGGCGCAACUACGAAAAAAACUUCUUCGUCAACUGCCACUGUUACUUUAGGGUGGACGAACACGGGUUCCACGACGCCAAGGAGAAGGCAAUCGCAUAUCGCAAACGACUGGAGGCGGAGUACGACGAACUGCAGGAAACAUGGCACGAAAUGGACAAGAAACGCAUGGAAGAAAGAGCUCGAAAACGCGGCGAUCGCCAAAUGGCGCUCGAGGAAGAGGAGUUUUUGCUUGCCGACGCUACACCUUCGUGA